Filobasidium floriforme is the source of this 2598-nucleotide messenger RNA. RefSeq lists its product as uncharacterized. The transcript is spliced from 14 exons. Bases 1 to 2598 code for a protein of 865 amino acids. The record is from RefSeq and is a predicted model, not a curated record. NCBI's taxonomy places the organism in Eukaryota, Fungi, Basidiomycota, Tremellomycetes, Filobasidiales, Filobasidiaceae.
AUGGGCCGUGAUGAAAUCCGCGAGAAGACGAUCACCAUUCUGCGCAGCGAUGACGCCGGAGAACGGAAGCACGGCGUAGAAGCUCACAUAAUCAUCCACAUGGGGCGCUGGGAGGAUUACCGCGAAGACAUAGCCCCCAACGGUGCUAUCCAACGUUGGCUGCACCAGAUCUAUCGGCAUGUUUGGUCCUCUCUUACGGCAGCGGGAGAUCAGAUCAGCUCGGCCAAGACUUAUGAAGUCGUACCGGACGAGGUGUGGGAUGACUGGGUCGUACACCGUCCAAUUCUGGCGAUUUUCGAGGACAGGAUACAGUGCUCUGACCCCAAAGACAUUACGAAGAAUAUUCCAGACGAUAGGCCGAUAGUCAUCGUCUUAGUCACCGAUGAAGGAACCCCUGGAUACUACUCUACUAUCGAGAAGCGGAAAAAUAUCGUUACAUCACAUCACAUUCAUUACCUUCGGCCCGUUUUUUUCGAUUCCGAUUCCGAUGUCGAAGAGAUCUUCCCGAACGCGGAGGACCAAGAGACGUUCUAUACCGACGGGCCGGGAAAGUGGUACUACAAAUCGUUCCGCUCCGCGAAGCCUUUACCUGAAAAACGAAAAAUCGUCAUCGAACCGAGAUACACGAUUGUCUUUCCUCAUUUCGAUGCAUUGCCACUGGAACGCCCCAUGCCGCCAUCGAGAAAGAUGAGUCAAGUUGAGAAGCUGGCGAGAUUCAGAGUUUCGAAGAAUCUUCGGCUCUCCAAAAGUGGUACGACUCUACAUGUUCUCAAAUCUCCGACAUUACAGCGAGAUGAUCAAGACCCCCCAAAUCCUGGUCAUGAGAACUGUUACCGUACGAGCCGGAACGACAAUGGGGUCGUCAACUCGCAGAUCCUCUGCGCUAAGUAUGGACUGCGCUUCUUGCUGAUAGGCAAAUCAAGAAACACAAUGUCAAUCAGAACAACCCUCCACGCCGAUGCAAGUCUCGGUCAUCAACCUAUCGACAUCGACGGAAUCAGCGUGACCAUGCCGGCUCAGCACGGAAAGCAGAUGAAAUACGAGCGGGUCGAACAAGAUCGGGACGUUGCCUUCGAUGGUAUGAAGGUCUACGUCUUCAUCCAGUUGGGUGAUUGUGGUCAGUGGGAGUUUGCAUAUGACGACAUCGAGCCGUUACCUGAGUGGACGAAGCUCAUUCGAGAAAGGGUCUGGCUCUCGCUUCUGCAAGCUGGACAGCCCGUCUCGAGUGUCACUUGGAUCGUAAACGAUUCUUGGGCUACCGGUCAUUUCGCGUCUACUCGUGGCGAUGUCAAGAAAGUUGCGGAGGAUGAUUACGAAGGAUGGGCGAAAAGCCAUAUGCCUCGCAAAACACCUAUUAUUGUGGUCGAUGUCACCGACACGUCAUGCAGCAGAGUUGAAAGAGCCCUGGACGAUUUCUCGAAUGUCUUCACAUUCCACAAGCUGAUGUAUGAACGUACGAGUCAGCUGGACGAGUCCACCAAACAUUUUCUUCCGGCGCUGGACACCGUCUACACCAGCAUUCCCGCGUCUUACUUUGAAUGCCGCAAAUCGACUGGGAAGGUUUCACGUGCGGUAAUUAUACUAGUACUUUCGGCUAUGAGCUCGAGGAUACAGAGGCAAUACGUACAGCGAUCUCGUGAUCGACAUGGCGCUUGCGCUUGUCCAGGUGUGGAACGGCACGCUGUCGCCCUCGAAGCGAUUCAUACCGCGCUGGUCUUGCAAGAACAGCUUCGGAUUUUUCGGCUUCGAAGAUAUCAUCCUGGCUUGUUCUGUGUCGAAGCGAACAAUGAGGAUCGUCUGACACAAGAAGCACAGCAGUCAGCGACGAUCCCUCAAUCUACCGAGAUCCGUCAGAAACUCAAACAACUUAUGCUUCUCGAAGCGAACAGCCCCUGGUUCGUGGCUAUUGCCUGUGGAUCGGUCGUACGAUAUCGCUUGCUUCGAAAACCCUCGAUUCGCGCCGGUUGCAGCGGGAGCGCACCCCAUAGAUCUACAGACAACUCACACAACUAUGUUACUGAUCAACGGUACUGCCUCGAUAUCCAGAACAACAGUCCCGUUUCCGAAGGUAGACCCAUCGACCGAUGGUACAACAAGGUCGUCGAGCAAGCAUGGUCUUCUUUCGUAGCGGGCGGUAUCCCCAUCAAAAAGUGUACCACUGUAGUCGAGCUAGGUCACAUGGCGGUGGCUUGCGCUAGGAAAGGCUGGAAAGCUCCAGGGGACGUCGCCAUAUACCCUUCGAAACAUUACAAGCUAUCAACCUGGAUUACACGAUAUCGUCCUACGCAGCACCCGAUCAUCGUAGCCCUGGUCGGGGACCACAUCGACUCACUCGAAUACCUCCGCAGUUACGCUAGCAGACCUAAUAUCGUACAAUUUCACAACCUGAGAUACGACAGGGCCAGUACCUCUAUCGGUGAAUUUGAAGCGUACCUACAGGAACUCGAACACAUCUACUCGAACGAUCCCGAGGGAUGUAUCUACUCAAGUGAGAGGCAGGUUGAUAUUCCAUCCAAGGCGAGGAUGCGACACUCUCAACCGCGGUUCAACCAGCUACACAGUUAUCCUGAUGUAUCCUUCAUCUUUGACUUCUGCUAA